UUUUACCACGCUAGUGUCAGUUUAUUUCCAACUACGGAAAGUGAUGGUUUUCUCAUCGAGAAAUUCAUAUGGAGCGUGUUACCACAUGUCUAGUUAUACUCUCCAUGAAUUUUCCGAUUCAAAGUUUUCCGAUAGAGAAUGGAUUUUCCGUGAAGUUUAAUCCCAUGUCUGCAAAAGAGGAGUUAAGACCAAGACAGUUUGGCGCGUUAUUCGCGAAAAUUCCUCAAGAUUUUAAGAGUGAAGAGAUUAACAGGCGAGAACUUUUGACUAAAGGAUAUUUCCCUGAGAACCCUGAAUUUCCAGUAGCAUACUCAAAUCAAGUAGCAAAAUUAUUGUACCCUACGAAAUAUCAUUCCAAUAGUUAUAGUGAGAAUAUGACGGGGUUGUGGGUUGAUCAAGUAAAUUUCCUGAACUUGCCGAUCGUCAGGCAGCCCUAUGACAACUACAAAGUAUUAGUAGCAUCUGCUCCGCCGAAUGUGCAACUUGGAAAUGACAAUAAGCAGACGAUCAUAUACGUUGUGUUCCCAGAUGACGGCUCCAAUGACCAGACUGUUAGCAAUGUACCUGUAAUAUACUUCGUAAACGAAAAAAAUGCCAAAAUCAACACCGAAAAGAAGGGACCCGCCGACCCGAUAUUGAUUAUUGACAGCAACCGAACCGUGACAGGACUUAAAAGUAAAGAAAUAUCAAAGUUUAUCAGAUUCAAAAAUAAAUGGACCAAUCGUUUUGAUUACAAAUUAACGCCUUGAGCAUCAAUGAUAAGAUGAUUGUGCAUAUUUUAUCCCAUUUGAUUUUAUAUUUCUUUAUAUGUGACAUUUUAAUAGUGCAUAUAAUCCGACU
Messenger RNA from Helicoverpa armigera (cotton bollworm), 840 nucleotides. RefSeq lists its product as uncharacterized. NCBI's taxonomy places the organism in Eukaryota, Metazoa, Arthropoda, Insecta, Lepidoptera, Noctuidae. Bases 69 to 749 code for a protein of 226 amino acids. The record is from RefSeq and is a predicted model, not a curated record. The transcript is spliced from 2 exons.